Pieris brassicae (large cabbage white) is the source of this 3623-nucleotide messenger RNA. Its product is annotated as ADAMTS-like protein 4. Lineage: Eukaryota; Metazoa; Arthropoda; Insecta; Lepidoptera; Pieridae. Gene Ontology annotation, molecular function: metalloendopeptidase activity. Gene Ontology annotation, cellular component: extracellular matrix. The transcript has 17 exons. Bases 155 to 2446 code for a protein of 763 amino acids. Gene Ontology annotation, biological process: extracellular matrix organization. The record is from RefSeq and is a predicted model, not a curated record.
UUUAAUUAUGCUAAGGUCGUAAAACAAUUGAGGCAAUGGUCAACGAAGUGACGUAGAUAUUAUUCCUAUAACAAUUAUAUAGACUUGUUGUUUAUUAGUCUAUGGACUGUAGUGUACAAUGGACAAAUAGAUCGUCAAAGUGAAUGUUGUGAAAAUGAAACGAUUCAGACGCUUGGCCCAGAAGCGUUUUUGGGUGAUAUCAAUGAUCCAAUUUGCGAUGUUCACAACAGCAUCGAGUCUUAACGGAACGACCAAAGCAAAGGUGCAUCCAGAAAGACCAGAUGUAGGGCUUUACGCCUGGAGCUCCUGGGGUUCAUGGAGUCUGUGUUCCAGGUCCUGUGGUGGCGGAGUAUCAUAUCAAGAGAGGCAGUGUUUACUUAGAUCUCGUAACUUAUUAAAUACAACACUAGCACCACCUGUAAUAAGUGUGAGAGUGACGCGGCAAGUGCCAACAGGUCAGGACUGCGCAGGAGUUUAUAGACGCUACCAUGAAUGUAAUACUCACGCAUGUCGAGAUGGAAGUCGAGACCCUCGCACAGAACAAUGUUCCACAUACGACAGAAGGCCGUUUAGAGGGAGAUAUUAUACCUGGGUGCCUUAUAUUGAUGGUGACGCGCCCUGUAUGCUGAACUGCCGUCCUUUGGGUCACCAUUUCUAUGCAUCAUUAUCUCUCGUGGCGGAUGGGACUCCUUGCACAUUGCAGGGGUAUAGAGCGAUAUGUGUACAGGGAACAUGUAAAGCGGUCGGCCGAGAAUCAGUUCUUUCUAUAGCGAGCACUCGUGAGGUCAGAUGCGGGCGACGCCUAGUGUCGGGCCUCUUCGCACGUCCGAGGCUUCCUCUGGGCUACUCCUACAUCACGACGGUCCCGCAGGGCGCCUGUCGGCUCAAUGUCUCGGAAAUACUGCCCAGCGAUAAUUAUAUAGCUUUAAAGAUAACGAACGGAACGUAUAUAAUGAACGGUGAGUUUGCCGUUAGUUCCCCUGGAGUAUACGAAGCAGCAGGCGCAAGAUUCACUUACACUCGCAAAUCUGGUUUGGAUUCCGUGUUUGCAUCUGGGCCUAUACAUUUUCCUAUUGAUAUAAUGAUUCUCUACACCGAACCGAACCCGAGUAUCAAAUACGAAUACUUCACAGACGCAAUGCCUGGAGAAGUUGACAUAGAAUCCAUCACGAAGGAGACAGAAUCCCCUCCUAAACAUAUAAGGCGUCACCAUGGUUUUGAUCACUCGUAUAACGUACCGAGACACACAGACAAUGAGAAUUCAAUCGAAAAUGUUGUUGGUACUCGAAAAUUCCUUUGGAAAAUAAUAUCAUAUACCCAAUGUUCUCGAAGCUGUGGAGGUGGCUUUCAGGUAGGCAAGUACCGAUGCGUCGAAUCCAGUAAUACUGAUGAUCGGGAAGUUUCUCCGGCACACUGCGUGGGUGCAGCUCCUGGUGGAAAAAGAAGACGCUGUGGGAACAUUCCGUGUCCGCCAAGGUGGAGGGCAGCCGCCUGGUCUUCCUGCCCUCAAUGUGGACCGUCAACUAGAAGCAGGAUUGUUGGGUGUGUUCAAGAUCAUUCCAAGGGAAUUACUAAGAUAAGUGACGCAAAAUGUCCUGCGCCGAAACCCGCUGUAACUGAGAAGUGCAAUAUCCCAGUUUGUAAUUCAGAAGUUACUAAACCUUCGAAGAAACAAGUGGAUGCCUUCAGAGAUGGGCCCGUUUAUACAAUCGAAGUAGAUACUGAUUUGAAUGUAGGACCAGAAUAUAACCUUGGCACCGCCGCGUGGCUUUACACCAACUGGUCUGAGUGUGUCGGUUGGUGCGUGGGCGGAGGUAUACAAACUCGAGCGGUGCGAUGCGCUGAUCCCUCUGGGUGUGCUCCGCCGUCACCGCCAGAGUACUCCCGCAAUUGUUUACCGAAAAUGUCUUGCGAAGCACAUGAAGGCCAUUGGUUCACUGGGGACUGGUCCGCCUGCACCUCUUCAUGCGAGGGAAAGGAAGUGCGGGGUGUACUAUGUAUCGGUGGUACAGGGAGACAUUUGAAAGAAUCUGCAUGCAAGGCUCCAAAACCGGAGAGCGAACGCACUUGUGGUCAGGACUGUACUCCGGAUUGGUUUACCAGUGACUGGGGACAGUGCGUAGGAAACUGUACACUCGGUAUAGGUGUACAACAUAGGACUGUUGUAUGCGCACGCGGCGAAAACGCCAAUGAAACGAUGUGUAAAUCAACGAGACCUCUCGCCACGCAGCCAUGUACUCCGCGUUGUAUUGACUCUACCAAGAUCAUUCAGUCACAAGUACUGGAAACUACACAAAGACCAAUUACACAUCAACCAACAACCACAGCAGUACCAGAAGAGAAAGAUUGUGAGGACAAGUUGACAAAUUGCGCUUUAGCUGUACAAGCACGACUCUGUCAUUACAAGUAUUACAUACAGAAUUGUUGCAAUUCUUGUAGGACGUAAUCUCAUUCAUAUUCUCUAAAAGACAACAGAGUUGUUCUAUUUACGCGAGUAUCCAAAUACGAAGUAUAUUCAUACGUAAUAGAACAUUACGUAUGAAUAUACUUCGUAAUGGACCUCUAAAAGAAGUUCACAUAGUAUAAUGUUACGUUAUUAUUUUAAUAAUCUAUGGAUGAUAAAAGCAUCUGCGGAAAUGGCGAUUAGCUAAUAUUGUAGCUAGUGAAGCUAGUAUUGUAGCUUCUACUGUCACUGAACUGACAUUUAACAAUAAUUUGUAGUAUUGUUAAAUGUGAUUCCAGUUUUUAUUUUUGUUUCUUUUUUUAUUAUUAAUAUGAAGCGACUUAUACGUUGUCUGUAAUCUGUUAUUUAUAUAUCCUGGCAAUUUUUGACACAAUUUUGAAUUGAUGUUCAACAAAUCAAAUUAGUCUACGCAAUCGAGAAAUGUUAUUUGAUACAGAGUUUUAGACACCUGUACUAAGAGUUUGACAGUCUAACUAAGUCAAGUCACUAGUGUGCCAACGUAACAUUUUUGUUUAAAACAUCUUACAUUAUUCAUAGUGGGUUUGUGUAUUACCUAAUGAAAUAUUUUAUGCGCUUGUUACCGUAUAGAACGAAUUGUUUGUAUCAAAAAUAACGGUAAUACGUUACAAAAUGCGAUAAUUUAUAGUUACACUAAUUUUAAUUGUAUAAAGAUUAUGGAAAAUAAUAAACCGUUUCUUCCUCCUCAUAAUGUUAAUGUUAAGUGUAUUUAUAUGUAAUGACGUCUAAUUUACAAAAAUAGUUGUGUAAGCGACAACGUGUUAUGGACAAGGGCGGAUCUACUUAAGGGCUUCUUGAGCUGCAACUGUACUGAAAACAAUAGGCGAUAUUUUUAAUAAAAACAUCUGAAAUUCAAAGAAAUCCAAUCAUAAUGUUCGAAUCCCUGAGAUCAACCCACUCAUGCGCAACUACCGAACGCAACGGGGAAUUCCCCGUCGCUUGCUUUCGGUCGGUGUAUAUUUUCACGUGUGCACGUCUAUUACGGGGGGGGGGCACUACCCAGUAACAGCGUUAGAGCCCCAGAAAUUUACGAUGCGCCCAUGGUUGUGGACAUUCGUCUAGCAUUUUUAUAGUGUUGAAUAUGCAAAGUAUUGUAUCUAUCUAAUUUAGGAUUAUAUAAACAUUUUAUAUAGAUUUUGAG